Trichoderma gamsii is the source of this 2037-nucleotide messenger RNA. RefSeq lists its product as hypothetical. The record is from RefSeq and is a predicted model, not a curated record. NCBI's taxonomy places the organism in Eukaryota, Fungi, Ascomycota, Sordariomycetes, Hypocreales, Hypocreaceae. The coding region runs from base 1 to 2037 and encodes 678 amino acids. The transcript has 3 exons.
AUGGCUUCAUCUCCAUCAAAGAGAGAGACUGUUUGCACUAAGCAUCCCGGCUCAGAUCUUGUGCAACUCGAAGAGCAUGGCAGUAACAUCGAUCUCAUGGCGCCGAACACCCAAGGUGUAACCCUGAAUGAGUCCGGCCCGACAGAUAUUGCCGACGGAGAUUCUUUCAUCACUGCUUCAGAGCACUGCCUGGAACAUCCAACAGCAAACAACGCCAUCCAGAGCAAUCGCAGCGACCUUGUUCAGAAUGAUCGCGCUGAAAAUUAUAAGAGCCAGGCUGAGUGCCUUGCAGCCUUCCAAGUCAUCGAGAAUGCUUUGUGCACGCAUCUCCAUCAGCUCCAGCUUACGCAAUCCAAAGCAACGGACAUCGAAUCCAAACUCCAGGAUUUACCCAAAGAAGAGAAAGAGACCAACUUGCUGCUUGCUGCCUUCACCUUUAUCAACUCUCUCGCCAGUGUCAGCCAUAUUUUUACAGCCUCUAUUGCCAUGAUGGAGGGUGCGAAGGAUCCUGCAAGCCUCUCCAAGAUGAGGACAAGAGCCCAACCCUCUGACAGCCCACCUGUGCAGACUCCGGCUCCGGCAUCGCCUGCGAUAAGCAUCUCUACAAUAUCUGAAGAAGCACAGAUAGAGGACAGUUCAUCCGAUCUUCUACUAGACUGCCCUCCCUCCGAUAACGAUACAACGGAUCUCAUGAUUUUCGAUACUCCAGACCGCCAGUGCCCCGCGACUCGGAACACAGGAUCUUCGGAAAUCGAUCCUUUUAUCGACGCUCCACAAGAGGCAGCUGCAAGACUUGAGACGCCUGAUAUUGAAAUUCGUCUCGAAUUCCACUCUGAUUUUACCAACCUCUAUGGUCGACGACUAUACGUUCCGUCUCUGCCAAGUACUCCUGCAGCAGAGCGAAGCCGGCGCGUUAUCCUUAGAAACUUGCCACCAACCGCAAAGUUAUCGCAGAUUGCGAGAGGCAUCCAAACCCACGGGCAGAUUCUUAGCAUUAUGCCUCUCAGCACCCUGCCUUUGAGUAAUGAUGCCACAAAGACAGUCAUGGUGGAAUUCAUCCACCCCAAACCAACCGCAGAAUUAGUUCGCACAAUUCAGGUUUCGCCUCUCAUCUACGAGGAUGCAAAUCUGAUUCAAUACCAAGCAAGCGCGUGGCUCGUUCCAACUCCUUCCUUUGGCCUGUCCUGGGUAGAUAAAGACGUUGUUUCCCAGAAAUACAGUCGAUCGCUCAUGCUGAAGGAGUUCCCCAGCGACUACAUCUGGUACUUCAUUGGCAAAGUUGGGCUUCAGCACAUCGUCCGCGUCGAGCUCGAUGUGCCAAAUCACUCGCUAUGCAUCGAACUAACGUCUAUGUGGCAGACACGAAGAGUCGACGAACUCAUUUGGAGAGGCACAUUUUCCGACAUUUUCAAAUACUGCCAUGAAAAGGGCACGUUGAGGUUCAUCGUCCCCGACGUGACGCAGAUAUGCGACUACAACGACAGGCCGCCUUAUGGCAUAAUCAAACAACUGCCCGAAGAUGAUCUUGAGAGACAAUGGAAUGUGCACCCGUAUAACCGCCUGCCUCCUCAUCUCAAAAAGGAAGCCGUCCAACAGGGCCCGACUCGACUCUCUUUGGAGAAACGCCUUGCUUUGCAGCACGACAUCGAAGAAGAUGAAGUCGAAGACCUCCUCCUAGAUCUCGAGAACCACAAGGAUACAGAUUACAAGAUCAUCGGCAGCAACAUCACUCUAACGCGCCGCAAAUGGAGCUGGAGCAUGACCGACGAAGACGACACCAAGCUUCUAAUGGCAAACACCCUCCACGAGCCCGAGUGGGCAGAGCACUGGGACAAAUACUUCCAGGACCGCGGCGAGCUUAACAUUCGCACGUGGGAGGCGUAUGGCAUGAUGGCUAACCACCGUCGAGAGAAGGCCGCCGAGCAGGGCCUCGAUCUAGGCGCAGUGCCCAAAUGCGACAAGGGAUGCGAGAUGGGAUGCCAGGACCUCAAGAAGACGCCUGUGGAUGCUGAGAUAAAACAAUGGCUCAAGCGGUAA